AUGUAUUUAUGCGAUGAAUUAUCACAUGGCCAAAAAGGAUUCAAGAAAGAUCAUAAAUUGUCCUUCUAUUGGUACAAGCGAGCUCACGAGGCUGGGGAUGUCAGAGGCACAGCGUCACUGGGGGGUUGUUACCUGGCUGGUGAUGGCGUAGCACCUUGCAUCUCUCGUGGGUUUGUCCAUGUCACUACCGCAGCCAACAAAGGGUCAGACUUGGCAGCAUGUUUGCUUGGAAUGGCAAAUGUCAAUGGAUGGUAUGGUAUGGUUGUGGACAAAGUUGAGGCCAUCCAGUGGCUCGAAAAGGCCACUGACGACGACUGUCUUUAUAUCGAUUUGAAAAAAGACGCCAAGGACGAAGCUCGGGAAUUGUUGAAUGACCUAAGAGCCCAAGUACGUCGAACAGGGAAUGAUAUGAAUGUUAUGUAUCAUUCAGGACUUUAUUAUGCUCAGGGUCAGAAAGGUUUCAAGAAAGAUUUCAAAUUGGCUUUGCAGUGGUUGGAGAAAGCUCACGAGGCUGGGAAUGUCAUGGGCACAUUAGUGGGCAAGUACUAUCUGCAUGGGACAGGUGUGGCCAAGCAACAAUCGCUUGGACUUGUUCACCUUGCCGAUGCAGCAUCCCAAGGAUCAAACCUUGCGCCCAAAGAAUUGGGAAUGGCAUUUGCCAAUGGAACUGGCUUGGACAUGGAUAAAACAGAAGCCAUCCGUUGGUUGGAGAAGUCGCUUGGGAACUGUCCCCACAAACAUCUGAAUGCUGUAGGCAGAAACAAAGCCCAGCAGAAACUGGAUGAACUCAAGGCAUCAGUGCCUGCAAGUUCGUUGACCUCCUGA
Messenger RNA from Seminavis robusta, 825 nucleotides. The record is from the annotation of a GenBank genome assembly. Lineage: Eukaryota; Bacillariophyta; Bacillariophyceae; Naviculales; Naviculaceae.